This is a messenger RNA of Theileria equi strain WA, 273 nucleotides long. RefSeq lists its product as hypothetical. Gene Ontology annotation, biological process: protein K69-linked ufmylation. The record is from RefSeq and is a predicted model, not a curated record. The coding region runs from base 1 to 273 and encodes 90 amino acids. Lineage: Eukaryota; Apicomplexa; Aconoidasida; Piroplasmida; Theileriidae. Gene Ontology annotation, cellular component: cytoplasm; nucleus. The transcript has 5 exons.
AUGGCAGAUUCAUCAGCAGGAACCGUUACCUUCAAGAUCGUUCUGGCAUCAGAUUCCAGCCAACCGUAUAAAGUGCUAUCAGUUCCGGAAUCGGCUCCAUUUUCGGCCGUCAUCAAAUUUAGCGCGGAAGAGUUUAGGCUUAAUCCUGCCACUUGCGCGUGCAUCACAAGCGAUGGUAUAGGAAUAAAUCCAACUCAAACUGCCGGAGCCGUCUUCCUCAAGUAUGGGUCGAAUCUGCGCCUUAUUCCGAGAGAUCGCGUAGGAAGCAUAUAA